GUAUUGGCGCUGCGCUUGUUGUGCGAAGAGCCCGCUUUGUUUGCGCAGCUCCGGCUAAUUCUCUGUGUUUUCUCGGAUUGAAAACCUUGUCGCGGUUCCUGUUCGAUCGCAGACUAGACGGCGAGGGUUUCCCCGCGUGGAGUGUUUGCUUCCGUGCAGAUCACGUGAGAGCUGUGAAGAGAGCGUUCCAAUGGCGAUGAGAAGGGGACACAUUCGGUACCUGAAGGUGUGUGAGGUUCAGAGUUCGGACUCCAGAGACUCUCAGCUGGGAGUGAAAGGCUCCGCCUCCAAGGAGCUGGGGAACGGCCUGGAGAACCUCCUGGAGGACGAGGACUCCAGGACCAACCUGAUCGUGAACUACCUGCCCCAGAGCAUGAACCAGGACGAGCUGCGCAGCCUGUUCAGCACCGUGGGCCCCGUGGAGUCCGCCAAGCUGAUCCGGGACAAGGUGGCAGGCCACAGUUUAGGUUACGGCUUUGUUAACUUUGUUACCCCUAGCGAUGCCGAGAGGGCAAUCAGUACCCUCAACGGCCUGAGGCUACAGUCUAAAACCAUCAAGGUGUCGUACGCGCGGCCGAGCUCGGACACCAUCAAGGACGCUAACCUGUACAUCAGCGGGCUGCCGCGCACGCUGAGCCAGCCGGACCUGGAGGACCUGUUCUCCCGCUUCGGACGCAUCAUCAACUCGCGGGUCCUGGUGGACCAGGCGUCGGGUCUGUCCCGCGGCGUGGCCUUCAUCCGCUUCGACAAGCGCGCCGAGGCGGAGGACGCCGUGCGGCAGCUGCACGGCCACACGCCCCCGGGCUUCCCCGAGCCAAUCACGGUCAAGUUCGCCGCCAACCCCAACCAGACGCGGGGCGGCGGCGCCGGGGGCCCGGCGGCGGCGCAGUCUCACCACGGGCAGAUGCGGCGCUACGGGGGGCCCAUCCAUCACCAGGCGCAGCGCUUCAGGUUCUCCCCCCUCAGCGUGGACCACGGGGCGGAGCCCGGCUCGGCCCCGCCCACCUCCGGCUGGUGCAUCUUCGUGUACAACCUGGGCCAGGAGGCGGACGAGGCGGUGCUCUGGCAGAUGUUCGGGCCCUUCGGCGCCGUGGAGAACGUCAAGGUCAUCCGCGACUUCGGCACCAACCGCUGCAAGGGCUUCGGCUUCGUCACCAUGUCCAACUACGAGGACGCCGCCAUGGCCAUCCACAGCCUGCACGGCUACCGGCUGUGGGACAAUGUCCUGCAGGUGUCCUUCAAGACCAGCAAGGGCCACAAGUAGGGGGGGG
Messenger RNA from Salarias fasciatus (jewelled blenny), 1271 nucleotides. Its product is annotated as ELAV-like protein 1. Gene Ontology annotation, cellular component: ribonucleoprotein complex. The coding region runs from base 191 to 1264 and encodes 357 amino acids. Gene Ontology annotation, molecular function: RNA binding. Lineage: Eukaryota; Metazoa; Chordata; Actinopteri; Blenniiformes; Blenniidae. The transcript is spliced from 8 exons. The record is from RefSeq and is a predicted model, not a curated record.